AUGCAGAACAUGGUGAAAGAGCUGGGAGCCAUGGCUCUCAAAGCUGCCAUCAGCGGGUUUUGGUCCGAGAUCCUUGGGAUGCUCUGGCAAGCCUUCUUUCCGCCACCCUUUUCGAAGGAGGAGGCCAUUAUGAAGCUCAUGAUGGAGUGGACCGAGCAGUAUGUGCAGCGCGCCAUCGCCGCAGAGGUCAAGAAUGCCAUCGCCGGGAAGAUGUGUACGCUCGAGUCUGCCACAGAUGAGCUGAACAAGUGCAUGGCCAGCUUGAAGGAGGAGAUCGAGGAGGCUAAGAAGCAGAGGGGGGAGGUGGAGGAUGCGGAGGAGGAUCUGCCAGGGCGCCUUCCCACAAUUUCCCGCCGUCGCAGGUCUCAGCCGACGACACCAGCGCCGAUCCCAUUUCCUGAAUCUUUGUUUCUUGAGUGCCUUACCAAGCAUACAGCGGCCAAGAAUGCGGCAUGGGCGGUCUACAACCAGAUCAAGACGACCGGGUACAAACAGGAGAUGGCGCCGGAGUUCCAGGCUAUCGCCUGGUCUCUGAUGACCCUGUGGCGGCAGCUCUACAACGUCCGCCUCGAGAAGGAAGCUUUCGAGCCCGAGUCCAAGAAAGUCUCCGAGGACGUCUUGGAAGCCAUGAAGGAUGAAAUGAAAAAGCUGGAUGUGACAGCCAAAGACAUCAUGGACGAGUGGAAGAAGUGGCGAAAGGACCGACUCGAAACCAAGCAGUGGAGAUAUCGAUCUGGUGGUGGUGGAAGCUUCGUCUACUACUAUCAGGCUUCUGUAACGUUGAUUGACAAGCUCACAGGCUUCGAGCAGACUUGGAAGACGGAGAAGUCAAAAAACGACAACUGGCCGUAUGACAUACUCACGGACAAGUUUAAGGAGCACGUCAAGGAACGCCACAUGCAGCAAAAGUUCAUCGAAGAGUUUGUCCCGAUGAUCUCAACUUAUCCUUACGUCCGUCGCCUGAUCCCCGGAGAAGAGACUGGCAAAUUGAUACCUGAUCCGCUGCCAGUGUUCAUUCAGCUGCCAACAUUAUCUGGAUGGCUCACUGGCAACAACCAGAUGGACUUGAAGAAGGACGGUCGAGAGAAAUGGGUCUAUGCAAGCAUAAGAAGCAGGGAUCACGGCCCCAUUCACUCGAUUGCCGGGCGCCGCGGAGAUCAGAUCGACCAGCUGAACUUCGUCGGCCGAGGCUUCGUUCCCCUGCCGGAGCACAACACCGGCGGAGAAGAGAUGCCAGAGAAGUACUUCCAGGGGAAGAUCUGCGGACUGGACGUGGGGUACUGGAAGGACUGGAUGCAUCGCUUCACGGUUUUCAAUGUCAAGAACGCUUCUGAUAGCUGGAAAGGAAAGAGCUCAACGGAGACUACGUUCUAUGCAUCUGGCCCAGGUCUCUGCGGCCUCUACAGUUUCGACCGCCCGAAGAUGCAGGCCGAUGGCUUCGGGGGAUGCGGCGACGCUCUGCAGCUGCAGAUGUGGUUCCAACCCGACGAGACCCUGAAGUAG
This is a messenger RNA of Symbiodinium sp. CCMP2592, 1503 nucleotides long. The record is from the annotation of a GenBank genome assembly. Lineage: Eukaryota; Dinophyceae; Suessiales; Symbiodiniaceae.